CACUCCAACAGGGCUAAAGUCAAGCAUCCCAGCAUAAUAUUUCAACAUGGCCACCGACACAGAGAUUAGUCUUGAGAGCGCGAGAGUGGAGGCUCCUGGCUCCUUCUCUGUCACCGUUGAGUUCACUGGUGGCCUUGAAAUGCUUUUCGCCAAUGAGCGCAAGCAUGGUGUCACAUUACCUGCACAGCUGAGUGACGGUGGCCGGCCGAGAAUAAGCUUCCUUCUCGAAUACCUUGUCGAAAAUGUGAUGAAGGACGAAAGAAAGGAAUUGUUCAUAUUGGAGGGCAAUGUGCGUCCUGGUAUCCUUGUCCUCAUCAACGAUGCAGACUGGGAACUGGAGGGCGAAGAAAACUAUGAGCUCCAACCUGGCGACAACAUUGUCUUCGUUUCUACGCUACAUGGAGGAUAACAGUUCUUAUAAUCUAUGUUCUCAAUCACCACCAUUGAUGCCACAAAGAUGAUAGGAUCAGGGUAGUGACUAUGUUCGCUGCUCUUCAAAACCCGGCUGUACUAGCAUAGGAUUAAACGACAUCCUCAACAUGCUGCUGGGAUAUUCUCUCAGGCUCCCGAGGGGUCCGAAGUCCGCUUUGUGGCGUCGAAAACCCUUCUUGUGGACUACUUAAUCCUCCAACCAAAGGGGUUGUGACCCCACUGGGGGGCACGGGUAUUUUGAUGUCUUGGGGUGACCCAGGGAUGAUUUCCUUGGGGAGGUCCGGAAUAUGGAUCCUGCGAGCCUCAUUUUGGUAGCUCUCCGGGAUGAUCUGAGGAAAGUAGUCAGUAA
Messenger RNA from Aspergillus nomiae NRRL 13137, 781 nucleotides. RefSeq names its product ubiquitin-related modifier 1. NCBI's taxonomy places the organism in Eukaryota, Fungi, Ascomycota, Eurotiomycetes, Eurotiales, Aspergillaceae. Gene Ontology annotation, biological process: protein urmylation; tRNA thio-modification. Gene Ontology annotation, cellular component: nucleus; cytoplasm. The transcript is spliced from 3 exons. The coding region runs from base 47 to 409 and encodes 120 amino acids. Gene Ontology annotation, molecular function: protein tag activity. The record is from RefSeq and is a predicted model, not a curated record.